Molecule: messenger RNA, 834 nt
Organism: Homalodisca vitripennis (glassy-winged sharpshooter)
Lineage: Eukaryota; Metazoa; Arthropoda; Insecta; Hemiptera; Cicadellidae
Exons: 5
Coding region: 1-834 (277 amino acids)
Source: RefSeq, a predicted model, not a curated record
AUGGAGGAGGUGGCACAAGAGCUAGAAAAGUAUAAGACCAGCAUUGGGAGCGGUGCAAGAAAGGAUAAUGAAGAAGGUAUUGUGGAUGAUUUCUACACAGAACUUGAGAGAGUUUGUGAUAAAAUACCUAGGCAUGAUAUGAAAGUGGUUUUAGGUGAUUUCAAUGCAAAAAUAGGAAAAGAGGAGCAGAACAACAUGGUAGCAGGAAAGUGUGGUCUGCAUGAAGAAACUAGCUUGAAUGGAGAAAGAUUAUGCAUGUUUUCUGAAGCUCAGAGGCUGAUUGAGAGAGAGAUAGAAGAAAUAAUAAGGAAGAUGAGAAACAAUAAGUCCCCAGGAAGCGACACUAUAACAGCAGAGAUGCUGAAGUAUGGCGGAGAAGAGCUGUUAAAGGUUAUCCACGAACUUAUAUCGAAAGUGUGGGAACAAGAAAGAAUGCCAGAGGAGUGGAAGAAAGGACUGAUCAUACCUAUAUACAAGAAGGGGGACAGGAGAGAUUCUGCAAGAAGUCAGAGAGCUAUGUUGGAGAAGCUGGAAGAUAUUGAAAGAGCGGUGAGCAAAGUUGGAUUGACUAUUAACUGGGAAAAAACUAAGUACCUGAAAAUGACAAGAAUGGGACAAAGAGGAGUGGAUCUGGAGGUAAAUGAGUCGGUGAAGAAGGUUGCUGAGUGGACUCCUGGUAAUACAAGGCUCAAGGGAAGACCUCGGAUAAGAUGGAGAGACGAUGUGGUUGCUGACCUAAGAAAGAUUGGAGCAAGAAAUUGGAGAGAGGUCGUCGAGGACAGACCCCAAUGGAGACUACUGAUUCACCAGGCCAAGACCCAUGGAGGGUUGUAG